AUGGAGCAAGACCCAGCGCAGCAGCGUAGAAACAGGAAAGCUGGAACACGCAGUGGGCCAGCUAGCAGAUGUUUCACGAAAAAUGCAUCAUUUGGCAACUAUUGGAAUGGAGUCUUUAGUUUGCUGUUAACUGUGUGCAGUGAGGUAGAAAGCCAGUUGGAACGUGUCAUCAUGAAAUGUUCUUUCAAUCGGCUUGGCGGACUGCAGCUAGAUCGGGAAUUCCGUCAGCUUAGUGCUUAUCUCAGUGGAGUGGCCGGCUGGACAGCACGAGAAAGAUGUGCUCGCCUGUCGCAGAUUGUUGCUCUUCUGAAUGUGGAGAAUGUGGAUGAAGCGGUCGAGUUGAGAGAAGCGACGAGGACAUCGCCAAUAGCGCGCAUGCUGUCAGCAAACGAUACCAUCAAAGUGCUCGAGCUCAGAGUUGAUUUACCGGCUGCGAGGUUAACUGUGAUAAUAAAGAUGCGUGCUGCACUGCUGGUUCCAAAGGUUGUCGAGCUAUUCUGUGGUAAUACCAAG
This is a messenger RNA of Ostertagia ostertagi, 513 nucleotides long. Lineage: Eukaryota; Metazoa; Nematoda; Chromadorea; Rhabditida; Trichostrongylidae. The record is from the annotation of a GenBank genome assembly.